Molecule: messenger RNA, 3611 nt
Organism: Thalassophryne amazonica
Lineage: Eukaryota; Metazoa; Chordata; Actinopteri; Batrachoidiformes; Batrachoididae
Exons: 12
Coding region: 445-2391 (648 amino acids)
Source: RefSeq, a predicted model, not a curated record
ACAUUUUUUAAUUUGAAGGGCUGAAGUUUAAUUUAUUUAUUCCUCUCAAGGGUUUAUUGAGUAGCCACUCCAGUCUCUGACAUCUACACCAAUAUUUCUUUUCCUCAGUUCCCCAUACAAAACGAAUCGCAAUCCAAAUAGGGUUUGUCACACAAAGCAUGUUGGGUUGUAAAAGCAUUUUACAAAAUAUGGCUUUUAUUGUGAAGGGCCGUAUGCCUCAGAGAACAUUCCCGUUGGAAGUUUUUCCUGCCCGCCGCCCCUCCUUCUGCCUAAUCUCUCUGUCUUUUAUACAGAAGCACCCUGGCUUUACCUGAGCAGGUAGUUAAGUUAGCGUUUUUUUGUUAACUUAUUUUAAAACAACAAAAGCCAAGCAAUAUAGUGUUUUGACGUGGUGGUGCUGGUUUUUGUGUGGGGAAGGCGGUCAGUCAUUAUCGUUUUGUGUUUAUGCACCUGUUUGGGGGGAAAGUGAAAGUAAAUGUCUGUUUUUCUCGCAACAUCGCCGUCGGUGUCAUGGAAUAUCGUCACUUUCUCUUCUGUUUGGUUUGGACCUGCUCCUGUGUUGCUAUGCAGACUUCCCCACAAUACAAACUCAAGGGGAAGGAGGCCAUAUUGAUUCCACCUUAUUUUGGACGGCCUGAAAAUAUUCUGUGGAAGCACGAUGGAAACAAAGUGGUGGAGUUUACUGGUAGUGUGGAAGACGUUUACAGCCCAUAUGAAAAUAGAAUCACUCUGGACUGGGAAUCUGCAGAGCUCAGUAUCAAAGACUUACGCCUAAAUGACAGUGGGGUGUAUGAAUUGGAAGUGGAUGAUGGCAACAUGUUGAAGCACUCAUCUCAUAAACUGAUGGUCAUAGACAGAGUUUCCAAGCUGACCAUAACCUGUAAGCUGAACGACAGCAACAGAUCAACCAUAUCUGAGAAGCAGGCAGUGCUGGUCUGCUCUGCUGAAACCGGACCAUUUCCAUUUUUAUUAAACUUUGAAUGGAGGUCGGUUGGUAAGGUGCAGCCUGGUCCAGAGUUAAUGAUACCUUUGGGGGAAAAACAUAAUGAGGAUGUGUAUAACUGUUCAGUGAGCAACCCUCUGAGUGAAGAUACAGCAACAUUCACCGCAAAGAAUUGCUACCCAAACAAAGACACCUCUGUACUUUGGCUUAUCCCAGUAAUCAUAGCCAUAUUUAUUGUCUUGGUGGUCUUGGUCUUGGUUUUCCGAAAGCGACUGAAAGCAUGCAUUGCUAAAAAAGAACCAUCUGAUGAGGAAAGCCAAAAGACGCAUGAUAGAAACAGAGGGAAAUACAAGUUUGUAAAAGGCCAGAAUUCAGGGACACAAGAAGGGAUCACCAAAGCUAAUAAAGAUUUCUAUACAUCCUUAUCUACAGAGUUAAAGAAUAAGCGAAUGAAUUCACAGCCUAGAACACAUUCAGCAAAGAAGAAAACAGAAUCUGACGAGAAUUUGGGUGAGACUGAGGAGGACAAGCCAACUGCAAGAAAACACGGAGCUGCAGAAUCAGACCAGAAUCACCUUUUGGAUCCCAAGACAAUGUCAGAUGUUCAUUCUGGGAUUGUAAAUGACCCUAAUGCAGACACACAAGAAGGCAUGCCAGAAAAAGGCCAUGCCAAAAGGAAUAUACAGCUUUUUGAGUCUUUAUCACCCAACUCAAAGAAUACAGGACAGAACGAUGGCCAGCCAAGAAAAUAUUCAGAAAAAAAGAGAACAGAAUUGGACCAGAAUCAUGAUGAAAAAGAGGAGAACAAGCUACUUUUUCCUCAGCCUCAUGUUGCUCAAAUGGAUCAGGAAUUGGAGUCCGAGUAUCCUGCACGCAAACACAGUGCUGCAGAAUCAGACCAGAAACAACUUUUGGAUUCUGAAACGAAGUCAGACGUCAAGCUGAUUCAUUCUGGGUCAGAGAAUGAGGUCAGCACACUUAAGGUAACUGAGCCUUAUUCCCUUCAGACCGGAGACGAUCCAAGCACAGAGCCCGAGGACGCUUCGAGUGAAUACAGUGAAGAAGCGGCCUCUGAUAAGGUCACUGACGAAGAGCGAAAUGUCAGAGAGUCUCAUUUAUUGGACCGUUCUGGUGAUUCUCUGGAGGAGAAACACUCAGAUCUGCCGCCGUCCAGCGUACAUGAACCAUCUGAGAAGGACGCAAACACCCACCAAAACACAACAGGGCUGACUCCAGAGACACACACAUCAGUUUCCCAAGAUGAAAGUAAAUCACAUACAGUAGUUGACCUGGAAGAAACCAGUAAAGGUCAUAAUCUAUCGGCGUCUCCAGGUAUUCACACUGAAGACGCUUCUUUCAUCGUUCAUAAAGAUCAAAAUAUGACAGAUGAGCAGCAUGAGGGCGAGAACACACACAAGUCAGAUGAGGACCGUUCAGUCACACAGUAGCAGACCAGAGGGAGAUAAAGGUGAAGAUAGGAACGAAGCCCAGACAGGCCCCCCUGAAAAGGAGCCAGAGACCUUGACAGACGAUAAAGAAAGACAAAACAAAGCUGAAGUUGUGGUGUAGACUCACAACUGGAUAAAAUGGGCAGGGAACAACUGCAAAUGGUGAAAGAAAUGAGGUGGAGCCAUAGAAAGAUAGAUGGCCAGAGUUACUAAAGUAACAUAAAUAAAAAAUAAAAAAAACAUUAGGAGAUGAGCAGUGGAACAGAUGAAACUAUGAGCAGCUUUUCCAGACAGAUUGACUCCUUAGAGUACACUGCCUUUUAGAAUAUUAGCAUGUAAAUAGCACAUAUUCAGGUGUAAAUAAUGAUUUUUUUUUUUUUUUUUAAGUCAGUUUGACCAAGAGAAAUUCUCAAAUUACCCUUGAACAAUCAAAAAUAUUUGAACGGGAAAAAAGUAAUGUUUUUGUCUUGUACAGAUUAGGCUUUUUAAAAGCUUUUUAAAAUUAUUUUAAAUGAUUUAAUAUAGCGCCUAAUAUUGCCUUUAAAAUGAGAGUAGUUUUUUAUAGAUUAUUUAAAAAUAGUGUUGAUUAUUAUUGAAAGGGAUUCUGACAUAAGUGGACAGAACUUGGAGAAUGUUAAAUUAAAAUUUUAGUCCAAAGUGUUUAAUAAUCCAACUAGAGCACAGCGCUUAAAUAAAAUAAAAAUAAAUAAAAGCAUAUGUAUGAUCCCUAACUUAUGCUUUUAUUUAUGCUGUAGCAAAAGUGCAUAUUCUAAUAUCUUUAAAUUGGUAAUAAUAAAUAAUAGUUGAAUGUUUGUUGGUUGAAACUCUGAAUGUCAGCCGGAAGUCAUGAUGGGUUUUUUUUAAUGGAACUCACUGAUGUGUGUGUGUGAUUCCUUAAAUUAUACAAAUGUGAAAUAUUGAUUAUGUUUAUGAUAAGGUGCUGUUUUGUUUGGGGGUUUAUGGGGCUGGAACUGCAGGAAUAUUUUUCUGUCAGAAGGGGGCAGCGUUUAUCAGCGCUUAACUUCACUUAAAAACUGGAUUUUUUAUUUUUUUUUUUAAAAUCACCUUUACAGUACUGGAUAAAUGUCUGAGACAUUUGUUGUUGAUUGAAGGACAAACUGAGUUUCAGUAGAAAAAAAAACAAAUGCAGAAAUGAAACAUGUGACCUCAUUUAAAAAAGGUUUUGAUUUAUGAAAGCAUGUCCUGGAGAAAAUACCACA